This is a messenger RNA of Chaetura pelagica (chimney swift), 1537 nucleotides long. It is a transcript of the gene AP3M1, whose product is annotated as adaptor-related protein complex 3, mu 1 subunit. The coding region runs from base 1 to 1257 and encodes 418 amino acids. Gene Ontology annotation, biological process: intracellular protein transport; endocytosis. Gene Ontology annotation, cellular component: cytoplasmic vesicle; clathrin adaptor complex. The transcript is spliced from 9 exons. Lineage: Eukaryota; Metazoa; Chordata; Aves; Apodiformes; Apodidae. The record is from RefSeq and is a predicted model, not a curated record.
AUGAUCCACAGCCUGUUUCUUAUAAACUGUUCUGGUGAUAUAUUCUUGGAGAAGCACUGGAAGAGUGUUGUGAGCCAGUCUGUGUGUGACUAUUUCUUUGAAGCUCAGGAGAAAGCAAUCGAUGUUGAGAAUGUGCCUCCUGUCAUCUCAACACCGCAUCACUACCUCAUCAGCAUCUAUCGGGAUAAAAUCUUCUUUGUGUCUGUCAUACAGACAGAAGUGCCACCACUCUUUGUAAUUGAAUUUCUGCACCGAGUAGCAGAUACUUUCCAGGAUUACUUUGGUGAAUGUUCUGAGACUGCAAUUAAGGACAAUGUAGUUAUUGUGUAUGAACUUCUAGAAGAAAUGUUAGACAAUGGCUUUCCACUGGCAACAGAAUCUAACAUACUGAAGGAGCUGAUUAAGCCUCCCACAAUUUUGCGUUCCGUUGUCAACUCCAUCACAGGCAGUAGUAAUGUGGGUGACACACUUCCCACUGGACAGUUGUCCAACAUUCCUUGGCGCAGAGCAGGGGUAAAAUACACAAACAAUGAAGCCUAUUUUGAUGUCAUUGAAGAAAUUGAUGCAAUUAUAGACAAAGCAGGUUCCACAGUGUUUGCAGAAAUCCAAGGUGUUAUUGAUUCAUGUAUUAAGCUCUCNGGAAUGCCAGAUCUUUCUCUUUCUUUCAUGAAUCCACGGCUGCUGGAUGACGUCAGCUUCCACCCAUGUAUUCGGUUCAAACGCUGGGAGUCUGAGAGAGUUCUUUCCUUUAUUCCUCCCGAUGGGAAUUUCAGAUUGAUCUCCUACCGUGUCAGUUCACAGAACUUAGUGGCCAUUCCUGUAUAUGUGAAACAUGUGAUCAGUUUUAAGGAAAAUAGUUCUUCAGGAAGAUUUGAUGUUACCAUUGGACCAAAACAGAAUAUGGGGAAAACAGUAGAAGGAGUUGUCAUGACAGUUCACAUGCCAAAGGCUGUACUUAACAUGAACCUCACCUCUACACAAGGCAGCUACACAUUUGACCCAGUUACUAAGGUGUUAACUUGGGAUGUUGGCAAAAUCACCCCUCAAAAGCUACCAAACCUGAAAGGCAUAGUGAACCUGCAGUCUGGAGCCCCCAAGCCAGAGGAGAAUCCAAGUUUAAACAUCCAGUUUAAGAUACAACAGCUUGCAAUUUCAGGACUGAAAGUGAAUCGUCUAGACAUGUAUGGAGAAAAAUACAAGCCUUUUAAAGGUGUCAAAUAUAUUACAAAAGCAGGAAAAUUCCAAGUCAGGACAUAAGAAGAUCCUCCUCUUCCAGGAGAAAAUUCCCCUUAAAAAAAAAAAAACAAACUUGACUGCUUAGUGACUUAUGUUGCUAUAAUUAGGUGCCAAAUAAUUAAGACAUUGAUUAGUUUGGGAUCAAAGAAAUUGUGCAGAGCACCUCUUAAAAUGAAGGCAUAGCUUAGAUUUUCUUAUUAUGGCUUUAAAAUAAGGUACUUUUUUUCUAAUACACAUUCACCUUUUUUUUUUUUACUGAAUUGUGAAUAGUUUGAUGUAGGUGAUCCACAGGAUGUCAAAC